Ilyonectria robusta is the source of this 1386-nucleotide messenger RNA. RefSeq names its product tRNA-guanine(15) transglycosylase-like protein. Gene Ontology annotation, molecular function: tRNA-guanosine(34) queuine transglycosylase activity. Bases 1 to 1386 code for a protein of 461 amino acids. The transcript is spliced from 2 exons. The record is from RefSeq and is a predicted model, not a curated record. NCBI's taxonomy places the organism in Eukaryota, Fungi, Ascomycota, Sordariomycetes, Hypocreales, Nectriaceae.
AUGACCCAAUCUGCUCUGGAAGACCCAUCCGGAACCUCAACUCUCGCAAUGUUUGAGAUUCUGAAGUCCGCCACUGCCGAUGCUGGCGCUGCCCGUCUAGGACGGCUGGCUCUAGCUAACCGCAGAGUUAUGGAGACGCCAAACUACCUUGCCGUCGCAUCUCGCGGAGUGAUUCCUCACUUGACGCCUGAAAACAUGGAAAGAUAUACGGCAUUUGAUGCAGCAUAUAUGGCUAUUGAGGACUUUCUCGAGAAAAGGGAGCCUCCCAUCUUGAAAAUGUCAAAGGAGUCACCUAGAAACCUCCACAACUUCACUGCUUUUUCGUCAGAGCGAGCCAUCGUUCUUGGCCCUAGGCGCUUCCCACCUGUGACAACUCCAGUCGGCAACGGUGCUCAGCAUCUCAGCAUCUUCACCUCCACCGGCUUCCGCAACCUGACAAUACCCGAGUUCACCAAGGUUGUUGAGACGACCCAACCAGACAUCGCCAUCCCUCCGGCAGACCUCUGGCACACCAGCACUACGCCUCCGUCUAAGCGUCAAAUUCGAAUGGUCGAGCGCACCGAGGACUGGGUCGAUGAGUUCAUCAAACUCUCAGAUCCCCAGGGACGACUGAAGGAACUCGGUGUCUCUGUCUUCGCACCCGUACUCCCGGUCGAGUAUCCUCUCCAAUGGGACUACCUCCGAUAUCUCACCGAGGAUGUGAGAGAAUCUAUCUCAGGACUUGCAAUUUAUGAUGUGAACCUACUCCCGGAGCUCAUCAACUACCCGCCUCUUCUAUCAUUGCCGAGAUUGGCAUUUGGUCCUUCCAAGUCCCCUCAAGACCUCCUGCGGCAAAUAGCUCUGGGAGUCGAUGUUUGCACGGUACCCUUUGUAAACGUCAUGUCGGAUGCCGGAGUCGGGUUGACCUUCACUUUUCUACCCCCUGAGACUCAAGGGGAACAACCCCUUGGAAUUGAUAUGUGGUCUCCAGAUCACACUACAUCUUUGCAACCCAUAGUAGAGGGUUGCAAAUGCUACACAUGCACCAACCAUCACAGGGCUUUCAUCCAGCAUCUCUUAAAUGCAAAGGAGAUGCUGGGAUGGAACCUACUCCAGAUUCAUAACCACUGGAUCCUCAGCGAAUUCUUCGCUGGUGUUCGAAGGGCGCUGAACGAAGGCCCCGCCCAGUUUGAGGAGUGCAGUCGCAAGUUCUCGGCCUCUUAUGAAUCCGAACUCCCGGUUGGGACUGGCGAGAGACCCCGAGCGAGAGGAUACCACUUCAAAAGCAUCGCCGGCCAGACCAAAAUAAAUGAGCCCACUUGGCAGGUGUACGAUGGCAAUGACGACGGCAAAGCCACAUCGGGAUCCGAGACGACAGCUGAGCCACCGGUCGCUCCGAGUGCCUAG